AUGGGUCAACCAUCUUUCCCGGCAUCUAAUGCCCUCAUCUACCUCACUUAUGGAGCCUUCUUGGUUCUAGGAACGGGGAUCGCUUGGAGAAUGAGAAAUCAGUCCAAGCAGGAUUUCCUGAACAGCAACGGAACACAGAGUGGUGAGCAAACAAUGUACAGGACAUAUGGGCAAAGGACUCGAAAUGACCUCAAGAAACGGAUGGAGACGAGGACGCAGGGCUCAGCUAACUCCAUCUUUCCUUCAGCCUUUCCUCUUGCUCUCAACUUUAUCGCCUCUGCUCUCGGCGCCGGCAUCCUCUUCUCCUAUCCCGAGCUGGCAACCAUCACUGGUGUCCAGGGAGUCGUUGUCUACGCCCUGGCAUCGGCGUUGCCCAUGCUCGUUUUCGGAGCUCUAGGGCCCAUUAUCCGCCGCAAGUGUCCCGAAGGUUUCGUCUUGACGGAGUGGACGCGACAGCGCUACGGAACAGUCGCCAUGUUGUACCUCAGCUUCAUGACCCUGGUGACGUUGUUCCUGUACAUGGUGGCAGAGUUGUCUGCUCUCGGUCAGGUUGUCAAUACAUUGACCGGGAUCGACGGCCUGCCUGUGAUCAUCGUGGAAUGCGUCAUUACGACCAUUUAUACCUCUUUAGGUGGUUUCAAGAUUUCUUUCCUUACGGACGUCAUUCAAGGUGGCAUGGUCGUUGGCCUCAUCAUCAUCGCCACCAUCACCGUUGGUGCCAAGACGGAAAUCAAGCGUGAGCUCAUCGACUCGUCGCACCUCCUGGAACCGAGCCUUCUUGGUUGGCAGCUCCUGUACAUUCUGCCCGUUGCCGUCCUCACAAACGACUUCUUCCUGUCCAGUUUCUGGCUGCGAACAUUUUCUUCCAAGUCCGACAGAGAUCUCUGGAUUGGUGUAUCUGUCGCCAUGGCCGUCAUCCUCUGCAUCCUGACUCUUGUCGGCUGUACUGGCUUGAUUGCGGCCUGGUCUGGCGCGUGGCCGGGCGAGCCAGAGCAGGCGGGUUCAUUGGCCUUUUUCCUCCUGCUUCAGCGGCUACCCAGCUGGGUCGUUGGUGUUGUUCUCGUCAUGGUUGUCUCCCUCAGCACCGCUGCCUUUGACAGUCUGCAGUCGGCCAUGGUUUCUUCCGCCUCCAACGACCUGUUCCGCAACCGCCUGAACAUCUGGUACAUCCGCGGCAUGGUUGUUGUCAUCAUAAUUCCCGUCGUGGUUGUUGCUCUCCGCGCAUCGUCCAUUCUGCAGAUCUACCUCAUCAGCGAUCUGCUCUCCGCAGCCACCAUUCCCGUCUUGUGCCUCGGUCUCAGCGACCGCCUCUACUGGUGGCGCGGCUUUGAAGUGGUCGUCGGUGGUCUGGGCGGUAUCCUGACCGUCUUCAUCUUUGGUGCUGCGUACUACAAGGAUGCCCGGCGAGGCGCCCAGUUACUUCUCAUUCAGAAUGGUCUGUAUGCCAAUGACUGGAGCGCAUUUGGCGCGUUUGUUGCUGCUCCAGUUGGCGGCAUUGCUUGGGGCUUUGCUGCUCUCGCUCUGCGUUUGUCGUUUCAGUAUGUGCGGGCCAGGGUCCGCCGUGAACCCUUUGACGCGCUGGAUCGGCCUCCUACGGCCCGUACCGUCUGCGAGGCCGACAUGCCGGAUGAGGUGGUGGCUGCCUCACCCAAGUCGGGCAAGUUUUUUUAA
Messenger RNA from Metarhizium album ARSEF 1941, 1671 nucleotides. Its product is annotated as urea transporter. Gene Ontology annotation, biological process: transmembrane transport. The record is from RefSeq and is a predicted model, not a curated record. Lineage: Eukaryota; Fungi; Ascomycota; Sordariomycetes; Hypocreales; Clavicipitaceae. The transcript is spliced from 4 exons. Gene Ontology annotation, molecular function: transmembrane transporter activity. The coding region runs from base 1 to 1671 and encodes 556 amino acids. Gene Ontology annotation, cellular component: membrane.